Messenger RNA from Asterias rubens (European starfish), 3035 nucleotides. Its product is annotated as neprilysin-1-like. Lineage: Eukaryota; Metazoa; Echinodermata; Asteroidea; Forcipulatida; Asteriidae. Gene Ontology annotation, cellular component: plasma membrane. The transcript is spliced from 22 exons. Bases 213 to 2423 code for a protein of 736 amino acids. Gene Ontology annotation, molecular function: metalloendopeptidase activity. The record is from RefSeq and is a predicted model, not a curated record. Gene Ontology annotation, biological process: protein processing.
GAUCGAUGACAUUAGCUAGCGCCUUUGUAGAGCGGAGGUGCUUGAUCCUCGAAGUACUUCCCUUCUUCUAAUUGACAGCAGUAGGAACUCGAAAGGGGUUCUAGUUAUAAACAACCAGGGUAUUGGACCGGACCGACAGGAUCAACGACAACUCAGAAGAAACCCUCUAAGAAAUUGUGGCAAUCUCAAGAUUCUCAAGUCAGUAAUGCAAGAUGGCAAUGGGAGAUAAGGAAGAGCUUGUUAUGGAAGACGUGUAUGUACGGCAAAGCAAACACAGUAAAAUCUUCCUGGGCAUUAUUUCAGUUCUGUUUUGCAUCAUAGUCUGCCUCUUGGGACUCUUAAUACACUUCAUUUUGGACAGCAAAUCAUGCAACUCCGUUUGUUCGACAGAGCGAUGUGUGCAAUCGGCUGCGGUUUAUCUCAGUAAUAUGAAUAGAAGCGUGGAUCCAUGUGAGAAUUUCUACGAGUACUCGUGCGGGGGUUGGAAAACCAAGAAUAUCAUCGCCGAAGAUGAGACCUCCGUGUCAGCAUUUGGCAAGCUUGACGACGACGUCGGCAUGAAAUGCAAAGCCAUCUUUGAAAGUGCUCCAGGGAAGAAUGAACCAAAGGCGGUCAGCAGUGUCAGGAAUUUCUACAAGUCUUGUGUGGAUUUAGACGCCAUCAACAAAUUAGAUGCCCAGCCAGUGAUUGAUAUCUUGGCUGACAUCGGAGGUUGGCCGGUUCUUGGUUCGAGUCCCGGUGGCAAUUGGCAGGGCUCUUCAUAUGACUUUGUCAGACUUAAGACGCUCAUCUCCAGGAAGCACGGCAGUGGAGGAAUAUUAUCGGUUACAAUCGGCGCAGAUGAUAAGAACACCACAAGAAACGUCUUAAUGAUUGACCAGCCUGGGUUAUCCCUUGGAGACCCUGAAUACUACCUAGAUGCGAAUAAAACAAAGGAGAAGGAAGCUUUUAUGAAAUACAUGAUUGACAUAGCAGUGGCCUUGGGAGCGGAAUCAGCAGCUGCUAGUGAACAGAUGCAAGAAGUCAUGGAUUUUGAAACCGCUAUUGCAGGUAUGCUUGUUCCAAAGUCCGAGAGGAGAGACAGUGAGAAACUGUACAAUGUCUUCACUCUUCAGGAGCUGGGGACGGCAUAUCCUCUAAUAAACUGGGACUCGUACUUCAACCAGCUACUAAACGAGAAAGAUACACCUCUACCGGACGAUGAACGCAUCAUUAAUAUGUCACCAGACUUUCUAAAGAAUGUUACAGAGUGGAUUGGAGACCAGCCUAAGAGAGUCGUUGCAAACUAUCUCGUCGGGAAAGUGGUCAGUGGAUAUAUCGGUUUGCUCGGACAAAGGUUCCUAGACAUCUCACAGGCUUUAACCAACACAUUAUACGGAACAACGACAAGUACUGCACGAUGGAAGAGAUGCAUCGGGAAUGUGCAGGCAGGUACCUUCGUGUAUGCCACGGGCCGGCUUUAUGUGGCAGAAAACUUCCCGGCAACUGCAAAAGCAAAGACACUUCAGAUGGUCAACAACUUGAAGGAAGCCUUCAAGAGCAUGCUAAGUAAAAACGAUUGGAUGGAUGAAAAAGAUAAAAAAGUUGCUGCUGAAAAGGCUGAUGCUAUGAAAGUUCACAUUGGCUAUCCAGACUGGAUGCUGAACGAUACCAAACUGGACGACUACUACAAAGGGGUGUUGGACAUGGAAGCGGAUAAGUAUUUUGAGAACAACAUGAAGUACUUAAAGAGAGACUUGGAUAAGUACUUUGCAUCUCUUCGGAAACCAGUGGAGAAAGACAGAUUUGGUUCUGGCCCAGCUGUGGUGAACGCAUUUUACAAUCCUACUGAAAAUAUGAUAGUGUUUCCGGCCGGGAUCCUACAACCACCAUUCUACCAUCAUGACUUGCCAUGGUAUUCCAACUACGGCGGCAUUGGUGUGGUCAUUGGGCACGAGAUCACUCAUGGAUUCGAUGACCAAGGGAGACAGUAUGACAAAGUCGGCAACUUGGAAACCUGGUGGGGAAACAAUUCCAUCAGCAAAUUCAAGGAAAGAGCACAGUGUAUCGUGGACCAGUACUCUGGAUUCGUUAUGCCCGAAACGGGUGAACAUCUUAUUGGUAAACAAACUCAGGGUGAAAACAUUGCUGAUAAUGGCGGCUUGAAGGAGUCAUUUAAGGCGUUUAAGGACAAUGCACCUCCACAGCCUCGUCUUCCAGGGCUGGAUCUCACAGAGGAUCAAAUGUUCUUCGUGUCUUUUGCACAGGUUUGGUGCAGAAUUAGUCGUCCCGAAGCAAUUUCAUCCAGCAUACUAUCAGAUCCUCAUAGUCCUGGAAGAUACAGAGCUAUCGGUGCACCACAGAACAGCAAGGAUUUCGCCAAGGCAUUCAACUGCCCUGUCAACAGCUACAUGAACCCGGCCAAGAAAUGUGAAGUUUGGUAAAAGCAUCACCAAAACCAAUUGAUGAACUUCUGUGAAGAGGAAAUAUGUAUAAUAAUAAUAAGAUUCAUCUCCUGUCUUCAAAAUGAACAUUUGUGACUUCCUUUGCCGGCAGCUUUCAGUACUAAUGAAAUGGCAUUAAAAGGAAAGACAAACAUAACUUUAGCCAUACAGGUUGAGUAAAAAAAGAAGUGUACCAGGAUUGGUGAUGUUUUUUUUCUUCAAAACAAACAAAUGACACUCAAAAGUUCAGUAAAGCAUAUUUAACAAGCACUCUCUCCUGCUAUGCUUAUUAGAAAUAAGAAUGAAAGAAAGUGAUCAUUCCUGAGAGGAGUUAUACGUAUGUCUGUUUUAAUAAAGGUACUCAUUUUCCAAGCUGUCCAGAGAGUACUCGACAAAACAAAUGUAAAGUAAGCUUUUUAGCUGUGUACUAAGAUUUUUGCCCUGCCCUUCAGUCAAGCAUUAACAUUCCAUUGACAGCUACACGAAUGCUUUCAGUAAAACAGGCAUAACAUCUCUUAGAAAUGAUCAAUUUCUUUGAUCCCUUUUUAAUUUUUUUAUUAAAGGGAAGGUACACGUUUGGUUAUUGUCAAAGACCAGUCAUCUCACUUGGUG